Messenger RNA from Aspergillus glaucus CBS 516.65, 1003 nucleotides. RefSeq lists its product as uncharacterized. The transcript is spliced from 3 exons. Bases 56 to 526 code for a protein of 156 amino acids. Lineage: Eukaryota; Fungi; Ascomycota; Eurotiomycetes; Eurotiales; Aspergillaceae. The record is from RefSeq and is a predicted model, not a curated record.
UUUUGCUUUUGUGGAAUACGAAAGUCGUCGGGACGCGGAUGAUGCAUAUCAUGAGAUGCAUAACAAGCGCAUCGGUCGCGACGACUUGCUGAAAAUUGAAUGGGCUCGGACGCCGCCAUCUGCAUCUUGGCGAUUCGAUUCAGGCCGUGACCGCCGACGUGACCGCACUCCUCCCCGCCGUGGUCGCUCGCCAUCCCCGCGUCGUGGUGGUCGUAGCGACUACUCCCCUCGUAGGGAUGACAGGUAUGAGCGGGACUAUGACCGUCAUGACCGCGAUUAUGAGCGUCGUGAUCGUGACUACGACCGUCGUGAUCGCGAUUAUGACCGCCGUGAUCGUGAACGUUCCCGUGACCGCUCUCGUAGCCCUGAUGAGAGAGAGCGUGACAUCAAAGAUGACAGAGAGAGGCGUGAUGAGGAAAGAGAACGCCGUGAUGAGGAGCGAGAAAAUGGACCCAAUGGCGAAGACAGGAAAGUUCCAUUAGACCCCCUGCCUUCUGCUCAUGAUGAGCUUGAUACUGCCGAGUAGGUCCAUUUGGUAUCAUGCUGAUUUAGCCUUUCCCUUGUUUUCCCGUUUUGUAAAUCUGCAGAUGUUCGCCCCUAUCAACUCAUGGAAAUAAAUUCCUUUUGAGUUUCAACGGGAGGGAAACGGCCUUUGCAGAUUUCAGUGUGGCAUUUUACAUCGGUAUCUUGUCAUCCCUCCCCUUUAGUCUCUGUGUUACCUUGUUUUCUUGUGGCUUUCCCCCCUUGUGAUUUCUCGUUCUUGGCUGCGGCGGUGAUGGGUUUGUGACCGUGGAGCUUUGUUUUCGUUUGAUGUUGGUAUUUAUCCUGGCCAGCAGCUCGAAUACAUACCGAACGAACAUCGAGCGAUCAUUCAAUCCGCCAAUUCUUACCGUCCUUGCUUUCGUCACGAUGAACGACGGUCCGUCGCCCGUUCUAAUCCCAAGCUUAAUAAGAAAACGAUUCACAUUUACCUCUCCCUCCUCCCCCUCGUCCCGUACCACCG